ACGACCUUUUAACCUUGCUAAUCACCGAGGCCAUUGUAAGGACCCAACUAAAAACUUAAACCCGAGUAUGGUUGUGUAGUUUUCAAGUCAUUUAUUCAGAGUCACGCCAACUACGAGUUCUAGAUCGUGACUGAUUUUCUCUGCAAGAAACCUGGUCGUCAUCGGAGUAUAAUUUCGAUACCUACAUGUACAUAAAAUCCAAUUCCAAACUGAAACCAAUUGAAAAAUACGAAUAGAGAAGAAAGGUGAGCAGGUGGUGCGCAUAAAAUCCAAUUCCAAACUGAAACCAAACACACAGGCGUUGACGUUGAUAUUGAUUUAGUCGAUGGCACCGUCGAUAUUGACAGCGACGCAAAGAUACGCGGCCGGAGCUCUCUUCGGGCUGGCUCUCCACCAAGCUCAGACGCACCAGACCCAACCUCCGGGAGUCCCCGAGUCUGAGAGGAGCAGUAGUGGGAGCAGUAGUGAUUCCGUCUCUGAUGAUCCUCAGCUCUGGGUCCAUGAAUCCUCCGCUCUCCUCCGUCCUAUCUUUAGCUUUUUAGAAAUUGAUGACAAGGCUUGGCUGGGUCUUGAGGAAACAGCUGGUACUUGUUUUGCCAACCACCACAUUGAAUCUUUCUUGAUGCUACUUGCUGAAGAAAGUGGUGACACUUCUUCUGAAACGAAAGAUCAGGAGCACGCAUUGUCCAAAGCUGUUGACCAUAUGGCGUCAAGCAUUGAAUCAUCAACAGAUUUGGCAUCUAAAAAAUAUAACAUCCGUGAUUAUGAACAAGCCUGUCGGGAUAAAUUUUCUGGUGCUGUCCAACCACAGCCUCAAGUGAAAGAUGACAAGCUUUUAAAUAAGCAGGAUGCCCAAGGCAAGCCAUCUGUCAUUGAAGAUGCAUCUCUUGGGUCUGGCAGUCUAUCGUAUGCAAAACCCUUUCAAGAGUUAACCAUGCUUGCCUACGAGAGGAAAGUGGUGGUUCUACAUGAGCUUCUUUCAGCUUGUCUGGCAGUAACACCUCAACUUGACAAAAAACUAAACCGGCGAAGAAAUGGCUAUGAUGCUCGACAUCGUGUGGCUCUGCGCCUGCUGUCAACAUGGUUUAGUAUCGAGUGGAUUAAGAUGGAAGCCAUUGAGACCAUAGUUGCUUGCUCGGCAAUGGCCAUAUUAAAAGAAGCAGAGGCAAAGCAGGAGGAAGCGCAUACUCCAAAAAGUAAAUGGGCUAAAUGGAAGCGUGGAGGUAUCAUUGGUGCAGCUGCUGUAACUGGAGGAACCUUAAUGGCGAUUACUGGUGGUUUAGCUGCUCCAGCAAUUGCUGCAGGAUUUGGUGCUCUAGCACCUACUCUAGGUGCCGUUAUCCCUGUGAUUGGAGCAAGUGGCUUUGCUGCUGCUGCAACUGCUGCAGGUAGUGUUGCAGGUUCUGUUGCAGUUGCUGCAUCAUUUGGAGCUGCUGGAGCUGGACUAACUGGGACAAAGAUGGCUAGGAGAACCGGAAGCAUUGAUGAGUUUGAGUUUAAAGCUAUAGGAGAAAACCAUAACCAAGGCAGACUGGCUGUCGAAAUGAUGAUCUCGGGAUUUGUUUUUGAGGAAGAAGAUUUUGUAAGACCUUGGGAAGGACAUACUGAUCACUCAGAAAGGUAUGCACUACAAUGGGAGUCUAAGCAUCUGAUUGCUGUUAGCACUGCAAUUCAGGAUUGGCUGAAAUCAAAACUUGCAAUGACACUGAUGCAGCAAGGUGCAAUGAUGACUGUGUUAAGUGGUCUCUUAACAGCAUUGGUGUGGCCAGCAGCAUUACUUACUCUUACUGAUUUCAUUGACAGCAAAUGGUCUAUUGCCGUAGACAGAUCUGACAAGGCUGGGAUACUGCUUGCUGAAGAAGUUUUACUGAAGGGAUUGCAAGGACACAGGCCCGUUACAUUAAUAGGGUUUUCACUUGGAGCGAGAGUCAUAUUCAAGUGUCUCCAGAUUCUCUCUAAAUCUGAAAAUAAUGCCGGGCUUGUAGAGAGAGUUGUUCUCCUUGGGUCACCUAUUGCCAUCAAAGAUGAAAACUGGGAGGCUGUAAGGAAGACGGUGUCUGGUAGAUUUGUGAACGCCUAUUCGACAAAUGAUUGGACGCUUGGAGUUGCCUUCCGAGCGAGUCUCCUUUCUCGAGGACUAGCUGGAAUUCAACCAGUCGAUAUCCCAGGAAUUGAGAAUGUAGAUGUAACAGAAAUGACUGAGGGUCACUCCUCUUAUCUCUGGGCUACCCAACAGAUUCUAGAACAGCUUGAGCUUAAUUCCUACUAUCCUGCUUUUAAUGCCGCUCACAUGAAUCAGAAUAAGGAUUUAUCUUCGGCAUAAGUUGGAGUUGCUUUCAUGACACACACAGACACAGUUAAUGACGGUUGACGUGCAUCCAUCAUAGUUAAAGGAGGAAGUUUAAAGCAAGAGCUAGCUGUUGCAAUUACCUAAGCUGGAUUUUUCACAAAGUAGGAUUGUGGUGUACAGUUUUUUCUUUUGUUUACAUUAGGUGCAUUUAUUUGAAUGAAAUGAAAUAAAAUGAAAUGUGUACUAUAAAUUUGAGUUGAUUAGAGAAAAUGUUUACAAUUUUAA
This is a messenger RNA of Daucus carota subsp. sativus, 2575 nucleotides long. RefSeq lists its product as uncharacterized. The record is from RefSeq and is a predicted model, not a curated record. The transcript has 15 exons. Bases 326 to 2323 code for a protein of 665 amino acids. NCBI's taxonomy places the organism in Eukaryota, Viridiplantae, Streptophyta, Magnoliopsida, Apiales, Apiaceae.